Molecule: messenger RNA, 2254 nt
Organism: Saimiri boliviensis boliviensis (Bolivian squirrel monkey)
Lineage: Eukaryota; Metazoa; Chordata; Mammalia; Primates; Cebidae
Gene: LMBR1L
Product: limb development membrane protein 1 like
Biological process (GO): receptor-mediated endocytosis; signal transduction
Cellular component (GO): plasma membrane
Molecular function (GO): transmembrane signaling receptor activity
Source: RefSeq, a predicted model, not a curated record
CCCUCCCUUCUGCCAGAGUCCCUGUUGCCAUGGGCCAGCCUCAGGGGAAUGGACCUAUGAUGUCCACUGGGAAAGGAGCAGCGGCCGUGCGGGGCUGUUCCGGAGCCUUUGCCUCUUCAGCGUCCCUUCCUGCACAGUCACGGGCGAGGACAGCUAGAUGGAAGGGUCUGCUGGGCAAGUCAUGUAAUAUUUCUGAUCCUCAGUGUUAUACUACAAAAUGGGCAUAACAGUGUCUACCUACUCCAUCGUGUGGACCAAAGGAGAUGGUUAAUGUGAAAGCCCUUUGUGAACCUGAAGUGGGCAACUGCCAGGCGAAUAUCAUUAUGGGCACAGGUUCUGUGUCAUCUUCUCUCCUGGUGUUCCCACGGCCGGGACCAGAGACCUCCCUGAUGACUGGGGCACCUGUGGAUGAUGAAGAUGCCACAGUCAACAAGAUUGCGCUUGAGCUGUGCACCUUUACCCUGGCAGUUGCCCUGGGUGCUGUCCUGCUCCUGCCCUUCUCCAUCAUCAGCAAUGAAGUGCUGCUCUCCCUGCCUCGGAACUACUACAUCCAGUGGCUCAACGGCUCCCUCAUCCAUGGCCUCUGGAACCUUGUUUUUCUCUUCUCCAACCUGUCCCUCAUCUUCCUCAUGCCCUUUGCAUAUUUCUUCACUGAGUCUGAGGGCUUUGCUGGCUCCAGAAAGGGUGUCCUGGGCCGGGUCUAUGAGACGGUGGUGAUGUUGAUGCUCCUCACGCUGCUCGUGCUGGGUAUGGUGUGGGUGGCAUUAGCCAUUGUGGACAACAACAAGGCCAGCAGAGAGUCACUCUAUGACUUCUGGGAGUACUAUCUCCCCUACCUCUACUCAUGCAUCUCCUUCCUCGGGGUUCUGCUGCUCCUGGUGUGUACUCCACUGGGUCUUGCCCGGAUGUUCUCGGUCACUGGGAAGCUGCUGGUCAAGCCUCGGCUGCUGGAAGACUUGGAGGAGCAGCUGUACUGCUCAGCCUUUGAAGAGGCAGCCCUGACCCGCAGGAUCUGUAAUCCUACUUCCUGCUGGCUGCCUUUAGACAUGGAGCUGCUACACAGACAGGUCCUGGCUCUGCAGACACAGAGGGUCCUGCUGGAGAAGCGGCGAAAGGCUUCAGCCUGGCAGCGGAACCUAGGCUAUCCCCUGGCCAUGCUGUGCUUACUGGUGCUGACGGGCUUGUCUGUGCUCAUUGUGGCCAUCCACAUCCUGGAGCUGCUCAUCGAUGAGGCUGCCAUGCCCCGAGGCAUGCAGGGUGCCUCCCUAGGCCAGGUCUCCUUCUCCAAGCUGGGCUCCUUUGGUGCCGUCAUUCAGGUUGUACUCAUCUUUUACCUAAUGGUGUCCUCAGUUGUGGGCUUCUAUAGCUCUCCGCUGUUCCGGAGCCUGCGGCCCAGAUGGCAUGACACCACCAUGACGCAGAUAAUUGGGAACUGUGUCUGUCUCCUGGUCCUAAGCUCAGCACUUCCUGUCUUCUCUCGAACCCUAGGGCUCACUCGCUUUGACCUGCUGGGUGACUUUGGACGCUUCAACUGGCUGGGCAAUUUCUACAUUGUGUUCCUCUACAAUGCAGCCUUUGCAGGCCUCACCACACUCUGUCUGGUGAAGACCUUCACUGCAGCUGUGCGAGCAGAGCUGAUCCGGGCCUUUGGGCUGGACAGACUGCCGCUGCCUGUCUCCGGUUUCCCCCGGGCAUCUAGGAAGACCCAGCACCAAUGACCUCCAGUUAGGGGUGGGAGGGAGAAAACUGGACACUGCCAUCUGCUGUCUAGGCCUGGAGGGAAGCCCAAGGGUAGCUGGACCUCAGGACUUGAAAUCUGAGAGGGUGGGUGGCGGAGGGGAGCUGAGCCGUCUGCACUGUUGCAUAAUCUGAGCCAGAGUUUAGGACCAGGACCCCCUAGUUUUCCAUACUUAACUGUGGCCUCAGCAUGGGGUAGGGCUGGGUGACUGGGUCUGGCCCUGGUCCCAAAUCCGUUUACACAUCAAUCUGCCUCACUGCUGUUCUGGGCUGUGCCCAUAGCCAUGUUUACAUGAUCUGAUGUGCAAUAGGGUGGGAGGGGGCAGGGGAAGGACUGGGCCAGUGCAGGCUUGUCAGGGGUAGAUUGUCUCCCUUGCCUCUGGCCCAGCAGAGCCUAAUCCCUGUACUAUCCUGGAGGGGCUUUGGACCACCAGAAAGACCAAGGGCAUAGGGAGGAGGAGGCUUCACCCAUCAGCAAUAAAGUUGAUCGCAGGGUUUGCUUUGUUUUUUUAAAUAA